Stegastes partitus (bicolor damselfish) is the source of this 4001-nucleotide messenger RNA. RefSeq names its product voltage-dependent N-type calcium channel subunit alpha-1B-like. The record is from RefSeq and is a predicted model, not a curated record. The annotation marks the transcript as partial. Gene Ontology annotation, cellular component: voltage-gated calcium channel complex; neuronal cell body; membrane. Lineage: Eukaryota; Metazoa; Chordata; Actinopteri; Pomacentridae. Gene Ontology annotation, molecular function: high voltage-gated calcium channel activity. The transcript is spliced from 31 exons. Gene Ontology annotation, biological process: calcium ion import across plasma membrane; chemical synaptic transmission.
AUACCCUCCUGAACGUCUUCUUGGCUAUCGCUGUCGACAACCUCGCCAAUGCACAGGAGCUGACUAAGGAUGAGGAGGAGCAGGAGGAAGCAGCCAAUAAGAAACUGGCCCUGCAGAAAGCUCUGGAGGUGAAGGAAGUGAGCCCGAUGUCUGCGGCCAACAUCUCCAUCGCUGCUUUUGUAAAGCAAAAUCGAGAUGCACUCUCUCGCAGGUCGUCCGUCAACAGCAUUCAGUCACCCAAGGAGCAGCAGCGCUCGGCUAAAGCCAUGUCAGUGUGGGAGCAGAGGACCAACCAGUUGAGGAGGCACAACCUGAGGGCGAGCAGCGAGGCCCUGUUCAACGAGCUCGACCCCGAGGAGCGCCUCCGCAUGUCCACCGCCCUCCACCUGCACCCCGACAUGAAGACCCACCUGGACCGGCCACUCAUGGUGGAGUCCAGGAACGGCGACAAGCCCAGCCGGCACCCGCCAGAGGGAGGCCGCGAGGAAGCCGGAGACCCGCGGCCGGACGGGGAGACCUUCCACACCCACGGCAGGAAGCACCACCGCCACUGCGAGAGGAACGGGGACGGAGGGGAGGGCCGGGGAGGGAGGCACCACGCCCACCACAGCAGAGGGAGGGAGUACAACGGCGACAAGGAGAGGAGAGGGGAGAGGAGCCAGAGCCGAAACGGAGGCCAGGGACACCGACACCACCCGGCCGGAUCACCUGAGGAGGAGGCCGGCGACGAGAGAGGCCACCGGCACCAUCACUCCCAUCGUCCACCCAAGGAGGGAAACGGGAUGUUGGCCAACGGAGCCCAGGCAGAACGGAGGGGGAGAGGGGGAGGAGAAGGGGAGAGCAAUGGAGAGAGGAAGGCUCGGUGCUCCCGGAUGGCCAGAGCUCAGUCGACUCUGGGCGACGACUGCAAGAGGAGCAAGAACGGAAGCAAAGGUUACAGGGAGAGGCAGCCUGAUGCUGAGGAGGACGGCCUCGUCUGCAGCUCUCUGCAGCGGAUGAGGAGCAGCCUGAGUCUGGAAGAAAAGCAGGAGGACGCCGACAACCAGAAGAACUCAACCAGAGCCAGCCAGGCCGGUUUGAACAGCAACGCCAUCCACAUCCCCGUCACCAUCACUGCCCCGCCGGGAGAGACCACCAUCAUACCCAUGAACAACAUCGACUGUGACAACUUCCAGCUCAGUGAGGAGAAGAAGGAUCUGGAAGAGGAGGAUGCUGCUAAUGGGCCUCGGCAGAUCCUUCCCUACAGCUCAAUGUUCGUCUUCGGGCAAACAAACCCGGUGCGACGGCUGUGUCACUAUGUGGUCAACCUGCGCUACUUCGAGAUGUGCAUUCUGAUGGUCAUCACCAUGAGCAGCAUCGCUCUGGCAGCCGAGGACCCGGUGCAGGCCAACGCACCUCGCAACAACGUUCUCAAGUAUCUGGAUUAUGUCUUCACCGGAGUCUUCACUUUUGAGAUGGUGAUUAAGAUGAUCGACCUGGGGCUGCUCCUCCAUCCCGGCUCUUAUUUCCGCGACCUGUGGAACAUUCUUGACUUCAUCGUGGUCAGUGGAGCUCUGGUCGCCUUCGCCUGCUCGAGCCUCAUGGGAUCGCAACAAAGCGUGGCCAGGUGGGAACUAGGCACCAAAGGCAAGGACAUCAACACCAUCAAGUCCCUGAGGGUCCUCCGAGUCCUGCGGCCGCUCAAGACCAUCAAGAGGCUGCCCAAGCUGAAGGCUGUGUUUGACUGCGUCGUGAACUCCCUGAAGAACGUACUCAACAUCCUCAUCGUCUACAUCCUCUUCAUGUUCAUCUUCGCCGUCAUCGCCGUGCAGCUCUUUAAGGGCAAAUUCUUCUACUGCACUGAUGAAUCCAAAGGCCUGGAGAAAGACUGCAGGGGUCAGUUUCUGGACUACGACAGGGACGACGUUGCUGCUCAGCCCAGAGAGUGGAAGAAGUAUGAGUUUCACUAUGAUAACGUCCUCUGGGCCUUUCUAACCCUCUUCACCGUGUCCACCGGAGAGGGCUGGCCAGUCGUCCUGAAGCACUCUGUGGAUGCCACAUACGAGGACCAGGGUCCCAGCCCGGGAUUCCGCAUGGAGACGUCCAUCUUUUACGUCGUCUACUUCGUGGUGUUUCCCUUCUUCUUCGUGAACAUAUUCGUGGCUUUGAUCAUCAUCACGUUCCAGGAGCAGGGAGACAAGGCCAUGUCAGAGUGUAGCCUGGAGAAGAACGAGAGGGCCUGUAUUGACUUUGCCAUCAAUGCCAGGCCGCUGACGAGAUACAUGCCAGAGAACAAGCAGUCCUUCCAGUACAAGAUGUGGAAAUUCGUGGUGUCGCCUCCCUUCGAGUACGCCAUCAUGACUUUAAUCGCCCUCAACACGGUCGUGCUGAUGAUGAAGUUCUACGGAGCUCCAGAGCUGUACGAGUCCAUGCUGAAAUACUUAAACAUCGUCUUCACGAGCCUCUUCACGCUGGAGUGCAUCCUCAAGAUCAUUGCCUUCAACCCGCUGAACUACCUGAAGGAGCCCUGGAACGUGUUUGACUUUGUGACUGUGAUCGGAAGCAUCACAGACAUUUUGGUCACAGAGAUAAAUAACAAAAUGAUCAACCUGAGUUUCCUGAGGCUGUUCAGAGCGGCUCGGCUCAUCAAGCUGCUGCGACAGGGAUACACCAUCCGCAUCCUGCUGUGGACCUUCGUCCAGUCCUUCAAGGCUUUGCCGUACGUCUGCCUGCUCAUCGCCAUGCUGUUCUUCAUCUACGCCAUCAUCGGCAUGCAGGUGUUCGGUAACAUCGAGCUGAACGAGGAAACCGCCAUCAACCACCACAACAACUUCCAGACCUUCUUCCAGGCCCUGACCCUCCUCUUCAGGAGUGCGACGGGAGAAGCGUGGCACGAGAUCAUGCUGGCCUGCCUCAGUAACCGGCCCUGCGAUAAACUCUCAGGAACGGCGGGGAAAGAGUGUGGAAGCGACUUCGCCUACUUCUACUUUGUCUCCUUCAUCUUCCUCUGCUCCUUUCUGAUGCUGAACCUGUUUGUCGCCGUCAUCAUGGACAACUUUGAGUACCUGACCAGAGACGCCUCCAUCCUGGGGCCUCAUCACCUCGACGAGUUCAUCCGUGUGUGGGCCGAGUACGACCCGGCAGCCUGCGGGAGGAUUUGCUAUCAGGAUAUGUACAAAUUGUUGCGUUUUAUCUCUCCUCCCCUGGGCCUGGGGAAGAAGUGCCCCAGCAGGGUGGCUUAUAAGCGAUUGGUGCGUAUGAACAUGCCCAUUGCGGAUGACAACACUGUGCAUUUCACCUCCACGCUGAUGGCGCUGAUUCGCACCGCCCUGGAGAUCAAACUGGCAUCUGGGGUUCUGGCUCAGCGGCUGUGUGAUGUCGACCUGAAGAGGGAGAUAAACCGAGUGUGGCCCAGCUUGUCCCAGAAGACUGUGGACCUGCUGGUGACGCCACACAAAUAUAACGAGCUGACUGUGGGGAAAGUCUACGCAGCUCUAAUGAUCUUCGACUACUAUAAGCAGAAUCGUGCCAAGAAGCUCCAGCAGCAGAAUCCUUCGGGGGCACCUCAGAGUAAACUGGGAGCCUUGUUCCGUCCUGUGCUGCCCCUCCCCCACAUCCAGGAGGUAGAACAUCCGUUCCCCAUCACCAAAAAGCCAAUCACACCGCAGCCGGAGCCAGAAACCAAACUGGAGAUCCCACCAACCACGGCCCUCACCACCAGCACCAUGAGCAGGGACAUCAUACUAAACCAGCGGAGUGCCAUCAAACAUUCCCAGUCUGGAGACGUUUCUCAGGCCACGCAGAGGCCCAAAGGCCGGAGGAAGCUGCAGAGAGGCCAGUCAGAGGAUGUGCAGUACUCCGCGAGACCUCAGGAACAGGUUGAACUGAAGCAGGUGGAGAACAUCUCAGACACUGAGGGAUAUCCCGGCCUGGAGGGUCACGGCAGAGCAGCGUCUCUGCCCCGACUCAACGCCGAGUACUACCGGAGCCACCCUCGCCACGCCCCCGGGACCCACCUGGCA